ACAAUGAGGAUUAUUGAAUGGAAAAUAUGGCUGAUACUACCGGCGAUUUCCUGUGCUUACGUACUCGGACAAGACAUGGUGAACGUGAGAGGGUGUCCUUCAAGCAUCAAUGUCGGCACAGAUAAGGGCAAGAACCAGGCCAGUGUGGAAUGGCCGGAGCCGGAGUUCAUAGAUACCGAAGAACAGCGGGUCAUACCGCUCAGAUCCCAUGCACCCGGGGACACGUUCUUUGUUGGUGAAACAACAGUGCGAUACACAGCAUACUACAUGGGCACCAAGGCUUCAUGUGCUUUCAAUAUCGUUGUACAAGACAGGGAGGUACCUCAUUUUGUAACAUGCCCCACAAGCGUGGUCACCACAACUGACCCAGGAGAGGCGUUUGCUUCCGGAGUCACAUGGAAGAGACCCUCUGCAACAGACAACAUCCGAUUGGUCGAAUUCGGCUCGAAUCCACCAAUAGGAUCACGGUUCUUAAUGGGCGUGACCAAGGUGAUGUACUGGGCUAUCGAUCCAAGCGGUAACAGAGGAGAGUGCAGAUUCAACGUUAUCGUCGAAGACAGGGAAAAUCCAACCCUCCAUCAGUGCCCAUCUAACAUGGUUGUCAAUGCCAAUCCGAAGGAGACACUUCGGAGCAUCAGCUGGACCGAACCAGUGGCUCGGGACAACGCGGACGUCGCUCGGGUAACUUCGACACAUCGGAAUGGGUCACUGUUCCCACUUGGCACUACGCAUGUCAGAUAUACAGCCGAAGAUUACUCGGGAAACACAGGCACGUGUUCAUUUUUCGUCACACUGAGGGUAAGAGUGCCGGACGCGCAGAUCUUCAUCCGUAACUACACUACCACAUCAAUCCACAUAGCCUGGCCCGAGACGACGGACCAGCAGGCAUCAAGUUACCUCAUCUACGUCUGGCCGUCAGAGGGAAGGGAGCCCUCUGCGUCGGACCACCUAUACCAUGGUAUCAACAGGGCUGAGAGCUUCGCUUCAAGGCGUCUGGGUCCAUUGAUGGUAGGGAUGGACUACGACAUCAAAGUGGUGGUGACGGGAGCCAAGCAGGUGAUGAGGACCAAACAGAGAACCAGGCCUGCCCCUCCCCACAAUGUCUCCAUUAUACCAGGUACCAUUACACCUGUCGCCUUCACUUUGCUGUGGAAGCCGGGUAACGGUUCAUUCGAGAGCCAUGAAAUCACGGUUCGCCGGUUAUCUGAUAGGAGCGUUGUCUUCACGAAAUCUGUUGAGAAGAGUGUGAACUCACUUCACGUAACCGGUCUGGAACCGUACACCAGUUACAAGAUAUCGAUUCGGACCGUCAGCGGUUAUUCGACUGACGUAACAGAGAGCGAGGAAAUAAAUAUUAUGGUUAAAACAGGUGAGAAAAUAGUGUAUACCUUAAUUUGA
Messenger RNA from Strongylocentrotus purpuratus (purple sea urchin), 1398 nucleotides. RefSeq names its product hyalin-like. The transcript has 7 exons. NCBI's taxonomy places the organism in Eukaryota, Metazoa, Echinodermata, Echinoidea, Camarodonta, Strongylocentrotidae. Bases 4 to 1398 code for a protein of 464 amino acids. Gene Ontology annotation, molecular function: protein binding. The record is from RefSeq and is a predicted model, not a curated record.